Ostreococcus tauri is the source of this 1314-nucleotide messenger RNA. RefSeq names its product tRNA-guanine(15) transglycosylase-like. The record is from RefSeq and is a predicted model, not a curated record. Lineage: Eukaryota; Viridiplantae; Chlorophyta; Mamiellophyceae; Mamiellales; Bathycoccaceae. The transcript has a single exon. Bases 1 to 1314 code for a protein of 437 amino acids. Gene Ontology annotation, molecular function: pentosyltransferase activity.
AUGGGCUUCACCUUUGCGCUCGACGACGCGUCGAGCGGUUCUAAAUUACGUUUAGGACGCAUCGAAUCCGACGACGUGGAGAUGUGCACCCCGGGCGCGCUCGCGGUGACGUCGAGAGGUGAACCGGCAAAUUUAACCUCGGACAUUUUAAAACGCCUCGACGACGCCUUACGGGCGUGUUCGUCCACGAGCGCGGUCGAAAAGGAUCCACGAACCGUUUUCUUUGGGUACGCGCAGUGCGCGUCGCACGCGGUGACGGAUGCGCGAAAGGAUGGUGAGCGCAAGCGGGAGUCGGACGCGCGCGCGGACGGAGCGCGAACGCGCGCGGGUUCGCGUCCGGCGGUCGCGAAUUAUCGAGAUCCGACAUCGUUCGGCGUGGAUGUUCGAGAACGGAGUAAGGAUCUGGCGAUUGCGUGCGAGACGUCGAGCGGGAGACGAUGGAUGACGUGCGAGGCGCACGCGCUGCACGCGAGACGGUUGGGCGCUGGAUGUCGUGUCGCGCUCGCAGAUGAACACGCGGGCUGGUCGAGCGAGAGCAAGGCGAGGGAGUGCGCGCAGAGGACUUUUGAGAUAUUGGAGGAGAGCGUGAACGGGGCUUUGGUCGGGGAGAAGAUUUUCGCCUCACUCACCGGGGGUGAACACGUCGGCGUGCGCGAACGAUUGGGCGAGCGCGUGCGAGCGUUCGUAGAUUCGAAUUUAAAAGCGCGCGAGGUCGUCGCAGGGUACGCAUUGAGUGGAUUCUACGCCGGAGAAGACCCAUCCACACGCGAGCGGUGCGUCAAGGCAUCGCUCGCGCACGUGGAGAGCGAUGUGAAGAAGGUACGAUACCUCCCAGGCGCGACGACGAUUGAGGACGUCGUCGAUAACAUCGAGCGAGGCGUGGACAUUUUCGAUGCCACGUGGGCGAGCGAGACCGCCGCGCGCGGGCGGGCGUUUUGCUUUCCCAUCGACGCCUCCGACGUAGACACGAUCGCGAUCGUCGACGCCGGCGCGUCGUCUCGAGCGAUGACGGGAAACGACGCGUACUCGCUCAAUCUUUGGGCCGUCGCCCACAAGACGGAUUUCGUCCCGUUUCUCCCGAAAAGCUCAUGCGCGUGCCCGGCGUGCAAAGAUCACACCAGGGCGUACGUCCAUCAUCUCCUGCAAUCGCACGAGAUGACCGCGGACGUUUUGCUCGAGGCGCACAACCUGUAUCGCCUGUGUGCGUUUUUCGCCGCCGCGCGGAACGCAAUGCGCGACAGCCGCUGGGAUGAAUUCGCUCGGUUUCACCGGGAAUACGCCAAGAAAGCGCGAGCACCACCGAAUGAUGAUUAG